UUUUGGCCCGUGCUGCAAGCUUGCGCUGGCCAUGUUGUGCCUGCUUGAGGCCUAUGUGAAGCGUUGGGCCAAUUUGUCCCACGACUGAUGGGCUUGGAAGAUGCUUGAACUGCGAACAGGUCACAACCAAGAUGAAUUCUUUCCAUUUGGAAAUAUGUGUGCGAUCAUCAUUUGCUGUCUGGCAGCUCUUUUGAUUAGGCGUGUUGAUCAUCCGAGAGCCAAAGUGCCAGAGACCUGGAUGAAGAGCCUGCUCUAUGAGCUCAAAGAGAUUUGUGCUAAACUCCAGGCAGGACUUGCGCUUGUGAAGGGCACCAUCACGGGGUCUGGUGAGCCACUCAGAUCUUGCAAAUGGACAACUUUUUUGUCUGCAUUCUCCAGAACUGGAAGUGAAGCUCAACCAACAGCUGUUCUGGAGGUGAAUGGUACCCAUGCCCACGUUCCAAAGCAAAUAGGUGACCAGCAGGUGUUGCAAACUACGGCAGGCAAAAGGAAACGAAAAGCAAAGAAGGCCAAAGAAGCCGAAGCAAUCCUUGACAAGGAGGAUGCAACAGCUCAAAAGAAUGAGUUCCGAGAAGAUUUAGAUCGGACAGUAGACCUAACCAGCUUAGUUUGGGAUCGCGUUGGACUUCAAGAGUGCUCGGCGAGAGUUUCAGGCGACGUCCAACAUGGGCGCUGCCUGUUCUCGACAUGCUUGCCCAGCUUGCCGGUGCUGCAGGAGACUGGAUGCACAGGAUGCACCAGUGUGGAAGCGGCAUGGUUGAUGGCCUACACAAGGUCUGUCUCUCUAUUGGACAAAUCCAACGUCAAGGAGAAUGGCGGUUGCUCCAGCCGGAAUGACAAGUUGAAUAUAGAGCCCCUUGAUGCUUGGGAUCCUUUAAAGUCCUUGUGGGACAAAGAACGAGGUGUUGCUGCUGAACAGGGUCGCGUGAUCCUCAUGGCUACAUCAAGAUGGCUGAAUGGAGACACUGCGAUGCCGCCAAGGGCUAUGGCAUCUUUGCGAUUCCUUGGCCCCACAGUAGCAGAGGCCCAGGAUGCAAAGCAUUCUACAGAGCCUAAGCAGGAUAAGCUUGGUGGCUCAGGCAAGACCUCAAAGUCGCGGGUGCAGGCCAGUGGCAAAGCUCACGUGGAGCUGCCCCAGUCGAACAUCAAGGAGCCAAUGGAAGAAAUAUGAAGAAUUAGAGUGAGACUACCAGAAAUAAUACCUUGCCAAGCACACCAAAUGAUGCUUUCAGGUAGCGCGGACCUUUAUUGAAGUGGACGAGGGAGCCAGCUCUUUGUCUUCUAGGCUCAAAAAGUCCAUGAGUUGGGGGGACAUUCCCAUGUGUUCCCACACUGAGCUGAGAGGGGCAUUUUUGUAAUCAAUUUUUACUGGAUGUGAAGCGAUGCGCU
This is a messenger RNA of Durusdinium trenchii, 1389 nucleotides long. The record is from the annotation of a GenBank genome assembly. Lineage: Eukaryota; Dinophyceae; Suessiales; Symbiodiniaceae.